AUUUUUAUUUAUUUUUAAAAUGAAUAAACAGAACAGCUUCUUGCUUGGCUGUCUCUCAUACAUAUUGCUUUCUUCUUUCUUUUGCAUUUCUGAGGAAAUUGACCACAUACAAAGAGAGAAAGAGAGAGAUAGAGUUUCUUCCAGAGCUUCAAAGAUACUAAUAAUAACAGUAAAGGGUAUUUUUCAAGAUAGUGUUGAUAAAUUCAGUGGAUAAGUUUCGUUGAUUUUCAGAUAGUGAUUAUAAUAAUAAUGAAAGCCAAUAAUACACCUGCUGAGGAGCUUCUGAAGAAGAUUCGAGAACUUGAAGCGGGCCAUGCUCACUUGAAGGAAGAGUUGUCCAAGCUUAAAGAUUCUAAAUCCGACGUCACCCACCAACGUUCACAUUCUGUGUCGCCUCGCCGUCUGAGAUUGGGAGCUGCUCCAAGAAGAAAAGAACCCACUACUUUAUGGAAGAAUUCGGCCUCGUUUCGGCAUUCUUCGCCGUUGCAAAGAGAGAGCAGAAGUGGCGAGAGUGGUGGAGCCGGCGGCGGUUCUAGUGGCGGUGAUGGUGGUCCGGCGUCUGUGAAUUUUACUGAUAGACAGUAUUUGAAUAUAUUGCAGUCCAUGGGACAAUCUGUUUACAUAUUUGAUCUUGAUGGUCGUAUUAUUUAUUGGAACCGGUCAGCGGAGAACCUUUAUGGUUACUCAGCUGCUGAAGCUCUUGGUAAUGAUGCCAUUGAGCUUCUAUCAGACCCUCGGGACUCUGAAGUUGCACAUAAUAUGGUUAAUCGGGUUACUAUGGGGGAGAGUUGGACUGGGCAAUUUCCUGUGAAGAAUAAAAUGGGGGAGAGGUUUUUGGCAGUUGCUACCAAUACUCCAUUCUAUGAUGAUGAUGGUUCUUUGGUUGGGAUUAUUUGUGUGUCUAGUGAUUCUCGACCAUUCCUAGAAACUAGGGUUGCAAUGUGGGGUGCUAAGAAUUCAGAGCCAGAUUCAAGUUUUGGUCGUCCUAGAAAUAGUGUUACAGCUAAACUUGGCCUUGAUUCUCAGCAGUCUCUGCAAGCCGCAAUUGCUUCAAAAAUAUCCAAUCUGGCAACUAAGAUGAGCAACAAAGUUAAGUCAAAGAUUCGGAAUGGAGAAAAUCUCAUGGACCGUGAAGAUGGAAGUGGAGAUAGUCUUCAGUCAGAUCAUGGGUUGUCUGAUGCAGCUCUUUCUGAUCAUAAGGAGGAUGCUAAUUCAAGCGGUGCUAGCACGCCUAGAGGAGAUAUACCUCCAUCUCCUUUUGGUGUAUUUACUCCCGUUGAUGAGAGGUCCCCUGUCAAGCCUUUUAGAGAUCCUGGUGAUGAGGGUGAAGGAAAAACUACAAUCCAAAAGAUUAUUACAACUAAAGCAGAACAAUUGUUGGGUAAGAAAGGUCUAUUGUGGCCAUGGAAAGCGAGUGAGCGGGAAGUUUCAGAGCCAAAGUCUGGUCGUUUUGCUUGGCCCUGGUCACAAAAUGAUCAAGACAAUGAAUUGAUACAGCAGAAGAGCCCUUCUGGCACAAAAUCUGAAAGCCACAUGAGUGAAUGUAAUAGGCCUUCAAAUAAUGAGGCCUCUGGAUCCUGGUCCUCAUAUGUAAAUGUUAACAGCACAAGCAGUGCUAGCAGCUGUGGAAGUACCAGCGGUAGUGCUGUAAAUAAGGUGGACUUGGACAAUGACUGCUUGGAUUAUGAAAUCUUGUGGGAAGACUUGACAAUUGGAGAACAGAUUGGGCAAGGUUCUUGUGGUACGGUGUACCAUGGUCUGUGGUAUGGAUCAGAUGUUGCCAUCAAGGUAUUCUCCAAGCAAGAAUAUUCAGAUGAUGUGAUGCAUUCCUUUAGACAAGAGGUAUCUCUGAUGAAAAGACUUAGACAUCCUAACAUUCUGCUCUUUAUGGGAGCUGUGACUUCGCCUCAGCGUCUCUGCAUUGUUACAGAAUUUCUUCCACGGGGAAGUUUGUUUCGCUUGCUACAAAGGAACACAAGUAAACUUGAUUGGAGACGACGUGUGCUUAUGGCUUUAGAUAUAGCUCGGGGCAUGAGUUAUCUUCAUCAUUGUAACCCCCCAAUCAUCCAUUGUGAUUUGAAGUCUUCGAAUCUUCUAGUUGAUAAACAUUGGACUGUGAAGGUUGGUGAUUUUGGUCUGUCACGUCUCAAGCAUGAGACAUAUCUCACCACCAAGACGGGGAAUGGAACACCUCAAUGGAUGGCGCCAGAAGUUCUCCGUAAUGAACCCUCAGAUGAGAAGUCUGAUGUAUACAGCUUUGGAGUGAUAAUGUGGGAGCUUGCCACUGAAAAGAUCCCUUGGGAUAAUCUCAACUCCAUGCAGGUGAUUGGAGCUGUAGGGUUCAUGAACCAACGAUUAGAGAUCCCAAAAGAUUUGGAUCCACAGUGGGCUUCCAUAAUGGAGAGCUGCUGGCACAGCGAUCCACAACGCCGGCCAUCAUUUCAGGAACUGCUGGAUAGACUUCGAGAUGUGCAGAGAAAAUUUGUCAGUCAAUUCCAGGCAUCCCGGACAGCGGCAGGAGAUAGCACCCAGAAGGAAUUAUAGUUUAUAGACCUUGUUCUGGUGUUUCAGUUCCAUUACUUGAAUUCAACAACAGUAUGGCUAAUUGGAAGCAAUUCAACCACAGUAUGGCUAAUUGGAAGCAUCGGCACUAAUUUUGAAAAGCAAUUCCAUUUCUUUGGUGGUGAAAAACAGAUGGCUACCACCAAAAGGCUUAUGUAUUAUUGGCACAACCCCAAAGGCGCAAAGCUGAAGCUGCCAGAUAAAAAGAAAAAAAGGACAAUGUGAUGGUGAUUGCUGCAAUGCUUUAUUUUUGUACUAGCAUGAUAGAAGUCUUGAAAAAAUCUGUGAGUGGGGGUUGAAGCUUUAAUGAGAGUGUCAGAACUUGUUUAGGAAGGAAAAAAGUUGUACAGAAAAGAUGAUUCUCGUUGGAGUAUAUAGAGAGUGAAUUAAUAUUAUUAUUAAUAUUUGCAUUGUUUAUUUA
Molecule: messenger RNA, 2983 nt
Organism: Mangifera indica (mango)
Lineage: Eukaryota; Viridiplantae; Streptophyta; Magnoliopsida; Sapindales; Anacardiaceae
Product: serine/threonine-protein kinase BCK1/SLK1/SSP31-like
Exons: 13
Coding region: 250-2544 (764 amino acids)
Biological process (GO): protein phosphorylation; regulation of DNA-templated transcription
Molecular function (GO): protein kinase activity; ATP binding
Source: RefSeq, a predicted model, not a curated record